Messenger RNA from Mitosporidium daphniae, 1554 nucleotides. RefSeq lists its product as uncharacterized. NCBI's taxonomy places the organism in Eukaryota, Fungi, Microsporidia. The coding region runs from base 1 to 1554 and encodes 517 amino acids. The transcript has a single exon. The record is from RefSeq and is a predicted model, not a curated record.
AUGCGCUAUUCUAAUCAUAUCGUUGUAACAUCUGUUCUUGUUUUAGUUUCCGUUACUGUUGUCGCAGUUUUGUUUUUUUGGAGCCCAGACUCCCUUUUAAUAGCACCGGUAACGACCUUAGUAUCCCAACCACUCACGAAUGGACAAGUCAUGCUCUCCCCCCAGCAAGCGGGUUUAAGUGCAGAUGGAGAGCUGAAAAUAAAAACGCGAGCCAAUUCUAUAGUUACAAUGAAAAAAGCCAUUGCUAUUGCAACGAUCUUUGGCGGAAUUCUGGCUGGUGCCAGUUAUUACGUAAACACUGCUGGCUUAUCAACACUCGCUUCAUCAGACAAAGAUCGGCUGUUUUCCUUUGCAUCCAUCUUCAAUCGUAUUGCAAAUCUCAGAUUCGUUAAGGCCAUAACGGCACUCAAGUCGAAGCAUCUUAUGAAUCCGAAAAACUUUCCUGUCUACAUUGGCGUAGCUGUCUUUGCUGUUCUUAUUCCAUUAUAUUACAAAGGCUAUUUUGGUGACACUGGGAAUAAUGAUGCGAAAAAACAAGAAUGUGAUAAAAUCGGUGGUGAGUGGGUUAGUAGUAAUCAAACUUAUAUCUCUCCCUUGUCUGCAGGCAAAAACUCCACCAAUCAUCAAUCUGCUUCAACCAGUAAUGAUUCAACCAGUAAUGAUUCAACCAGUGAUGCUUCAACCAGUGAUGCUUCAACCAGUAGUGCUUCAACCAGUAGUGCUCCAAACAGUAGUGCUCCAAACAGUAAUGCUGAAGCAAAUAAUUUAGGUACUGAUCGUGUUAAUGAUAUGAACUCAACUCUAACAGACCAAGAAAACAAAAUUUCCACUAUAGUUAGCAAAACGGUUAACCAAACGAUUUCAAAUGCUACAAAAGGAUUAAAAAAAAUUUACAAUCUUGUUGCAGGGAUAGUUCCUAAAUCCGGCAACAAAGACGUCAGUGUGAACUCUGAUCCAUCUGUCCAUAAACACACACACACUAAAAAUACCAAUUCAAAAGAUCAAAAUGAAGACGAUAAACAACAAAAAAAUGAAGACAGUACCAGUCAAACAUGCUCAGUUCACGAUCAAAAAACAGAAGAAUCAGUGUGUCCUAAUAACAAUACCAUGGAUGAGAAUGUUAAAAAGCUUGGUUCUAAAUUUUUGAAUAUUAGUGUCGCGGGAGUAGAAACCGGGCUGACUAUUAUCAAACAACAAGCCCCCCCACCUGAAUAUCUUAACCAACUGAUCUUCCACAACAAUGGUUGGACUCCACGCUUCUUAGUCGCUCCCUUUUAUUUCUUAACAAAACUUCCGUGGAAGAAAGGUUUCAAUUCCUAUUUAAAUUAUUCGUACAUCCCAUCUUGGUUGGAUAUUGGGAAUAUUGAUCCGUCCAUUAGCAACAAUUUGAAUAUUGUACUCGGUUUCGUUUUCGCACUCGCUAAUGGUUUUGUGUUGAUAAAGUUAUUGAUAGCACAGCAAAUUAUGAACGGUGGUGUUUUGCCAAAUUGUUCGGUUGGCGUUAUCCUUAUUGUUUUCUCAACCCUUGUUGACUUUUACAUUGGGGAUGAUUAA